AUGGUGGUCGAAGAAGAUUCACGUCUCAUAAUUCUCCAACACAAGUACAACCCGACAAUGCCCGAGGUGGUGGAGGAGAUGAAGAAAAUGUGGGACAUAAGUUUCCCGGUGGCCGCCAUGAGCAUACUAAACUACCUAAAGAACAUGACAUCCGUCGUGUGUAUGGGCCGUCUCGGUAGCCUCGAGCUUGCCGGAGGAGCAUUAGCUGUCGGUUUCACCAACAUAACCGGUUACUCUGUUCUCUCCGGUUUAGCCACCGGUAUGGAACCACUUUGCGGUCAAGCCAUCGGCUCCAAGAACCCUUCACUCGCUUCCUUGACCCUCAAGCGAACCAUCUUUCUCCUUCUCUUAGCUUCUCUUCCCAUCUCACUCCUUUGGCUAAACCUCCAACCUCUAAUGCUAAUCCUCCGCCAACAACAAGACAUCACACGUGUGGCAUCUCUCUAUUGCUCCUUCUCUUUGCCUGAUCUCCUCGCUAAUAGCUUCCUUCACCCUCUACGUAUUUAUUUACGCUGUAAAGGCACCACGUGGCCCUUGAUGUGGUGCACGUUGGUCUCCGUCCUUCUUCAUCUCCCCAUUACCGCUUUCUUCACAUUUUACAUCUCUCUCGGCGUUGCUGGAGUCGCAAUUUCAUCUUUUCUCACCAACUUCAUCUCCUUGUCACUUCUCCUUUGCUACAUCUACUUGGAAAACAACAACAACAACGACAAAACCAGUUCCUCUCUCUGUCUCAACACGCCGUUGAUUCUGUCUGCUUCCCAAAUUAGGUCCAUUUGA
Molecule: messenger RNA, 777 nt
Organism: Microthlaspi erraticum
Lineage: Eukaryota; Viridiplantae; Streptophyta; Magnoliopsida; Brassicales; Brassicaceae
Source: the annotation of a GenBank genome assembly